Molecule: messenger RNA, 444 nt
Organism: Cordyceps fumosorosea ARSEF 2679
Lineage: Eukaryota; Fungi; Ascomycota; Sordariomycetes; Hypocreales; Cordycipitaceae
Exons: 1
Coding region: 1-444 (147 amino acids)
Source: RefSeq, a predicted model, not a curated record
AUGAAGUCCACCGCCCUCGCCAUCCUCCCGCUCCUCGCCUCCGCCGCCCCCAGCCACCCCCCUCAGACCGCACACCUCACCUUCCUCUCCUCCUCCCUCCAGCCUCUCUACAACCUCUCCGUCCUCGCCAACGGCAUCCCCCACCCCUCGCCGGACCUCACCUCCGCCGUCGCCCGCGUCGCCGCGCCCGACUACAACGCCGCCGCGCUGUGCGCGCUCGACUUUGGCGGCCAGGGUCCACCGCCGGAGCACGUGUUUGUCAUCGGCGAGGACGGACACACGGGGCAGGUGCGCAUCGAGCCGCCGACGGCGGUGCGCGCGAUCAGCUGCGAGGGCGUGUGCGUGGACAACUACGCGCGGUGCGAUGGGGGAGGCCGGGGGCCGAGGUUGUGCUGUAACGGGUAUUGCGCGGCGAGCCUGUGCAGGCCGUGGGAUGGCGUCUAG